Messenger RNA from Durusdinium trenchii, 870 nucleotides. The record is from the annotation of a GenBank genome assembly. Lineage: Eukaryota; Dinophyceae; Suessiales; Symbiodiniaceae.
AUGAAGCGAGAGGAUUUGAAGCCGGCCUCUGCGCAUCCAAAAAUUACCAAAAAAGUUUCUUACAAAAAUGUCUCGGACAGUUGCUUGGCCCAGUUCCAAGCAUGUGAGACCAAGGAGUUCUGGAACAUGGCAGUUCCAAGAGCGGCCAUCUCCGAAGCGGAUUUGGCUUCGUUCAUUCCUCUUCACCCACAGCUCCAGCAGGAAGUGGAGCAACCUGAGCCAGAAGAACGGCUCUUCAAUCACAUCGUCUCCGACAAUGUGCUCAUCCGGCCGAAGAAUCUGAGUGAGUCCGUGAGGCACUUCCUGAACCAGAAGCCCAAGGGCAAUUCCGAUGCCAUCCUGGCGCUGCGAGAGGUGCGUGAGCUCCAGGCAGGGGCUCCGAGCUCCCGGCGAAGCAAAGAGCCGGAGGUGAUUGAGCCCUGUGCCUGGAAGUUCUAUGACGGGCAAAUCGUGAAGAAAGUCCAGGCUGGACUCUUGAUCGACAUCAAGGCGAAGUCCUUGGGCCUUCUCCGUUGGAGGUGGGUUCGUGGAGUGCCCAAGACGCUUCAAAAAGUGGGAGGCUUCUUGGGAAAUCUCCAAGUGAGCAAGAUGGAUCAAAAGGACCAUCGCUUCAUUUUGAAGCUUCACACCAUCGGCUUCGAUCAUGACACGAUCGAAGAAACCAAGUACACCGACAUCUACAGCUGUGUGCAUUGCUGGUCGCAGUUGCCUGGGGCCCCUCCCUACUCCCGCCAAGCUCCACCCAAGGCCGAGGACUUUGCAGCUCCUGUGGCGAAACCGCCCUUGGCCCCUUUGAGCGGCCGCUUGGCCAAUGGAAAGCAUGGACCUCGCCAGACGCGGGCGCGGGGCGGUCGACGCAGCCGAGGAUGA